AUGGCGAAUCAUCGUAAUACCUCUGGCUAUGAUUUCAUUCGUGGCUCGACGCAACCAAAGUCUCCGUCUGGACACAAUUUGGACUCUUCGUUGGCCAAUUCGACAAAUUGUGCUAAUUUGCGACAUGGCUACAAUAAAGUGUCAGAUGGCUACAUUCCAGGCCGAUUACCAUUACCUGAUGAUUUUUUUCCUGUCCCACAGCUGAGUACGAAGGAAAAAAAGUAUUUACUUGGACUUGCUAAACGAGCAUGCAAAGAGGUCGUUUAUUAUUCGAGAGAAAAGGAUGGACCAAUGAAAUGGAUUCAAUUAUCGUCCGAUGAUGGGGUCGAUGUGUUUCAAGGUGUGGAUAAUUGUGGAACCAGUACUACUCAGGGUACAAAGGCACUUACGUACCUUCGAGGAACGUGCAAGAUUCAUGCAACGAUUGACGAAAUUUCCGACUUUUUCAAGCUCGACACACCCGCGAAAUUAUCUGGAUACGCACAGACAGUUGGCAAGGAUUUGCUGGAUCAGAAGACAUUGCUAACACUUGCUACACCGACACCGGAAAAUCCAAAACAUUUUGUGGCUAUCAAGUGGUCGGCAGUUGAAUCGCCGAGUAAAGUUACUCGAAACCGUGAUUUUUGUUACAUUGAAUGUCAUGAUGAGUUUAUUGACUCUAAUACGAAGCGACGUGGAUGGGUGAAGAGUAUUCACUCCAUUCGACUUCCAUUUUGUCCACCACUUCAUCGAAGUCAUGGACUUGUACGUGGCAGUUUUUAUCGUUCAGGAUAUAUUUUCACCGAAUCAGUGGAAAAAGGAUGCGUGGAUGCAGUGCAUACGCUGCAUGUGGAUAUUAAGGGCAAUGCGCCCAAUUGGCUCAAGAUUUUGGUCAUGAAACGUCGUAUCAAGAAUAUUGCUGAAAUCGAUCGACACUUUCAGUUGCAGCGAUUGACACAGGGAAAAUUGCUGGGAGACUUGGAACUACCAAAUAAGGAAAAAGUAACGCGGUGUCAGCUUUGUGAAACACGCUUUGGUUUUUUUCAUCGUAGACGUCUAUGUCGCAAGUGUGGCAAGGUAGUCUGUACUCCGUGUGGUAACAGUUUCUUGCUGGAUUAUGCCGGAUUUGGACCGAAAAAGGUGCAGGUUUGUUUAAAGUGUUCAGAGUCCGUGGUGUAUGGCACAAGUGUACCGAUGAUGGAUGGUGCAGGCCACAUUCUUCCGAACAACCCCGCAUUCAUGAAGUUCGAAAGCAGUGAAACUCGCCCUGCAUACUACGAUUCCCCGCCAGGUUCAAUGAUUAUGCUUGAGAUCACACAUCGUUCCGUUGAAGAGAACGAGUAUUACAUGUAUAAUAAAGACGGGAAUGGGAUUGCUGACAUGGAAGAGGCUAAACGAAUGAAUAAGGAGUUUGAGGAGACGCUAAAGAAGACCAGUGAUAAAGUAUUUGAACCAGCAGCUCAUCAAGCGGGAUUUCGAACCUCGCCAGAAUCUUUUCGUAGUGGCAUCAGUGUACCACGUGAAACGAUGUUAGCUAGAAAGUCUUCGGGCGUGAAUAACGAGUCACCUUUGUCGGAACAAAGGGGGGCUCAGAAUGACGAUAAUGGAUUGAGCUUGCCACCUAGCAAUAGUGAGCAGGUGCUGCAUGAAAUGCAUCAUAAAGAGCAAAUGCGCAGUAAGCAAAUUCAGAAGCUGCACCAAUACGCAACAGGCACGGGACCUAAGUCCUGCAUAAAUUAUUCUGUAAAGCCAACAGAGUACAACGAGCUACAGCCUUCAAGGCCGCGAGCUUAUGGAAUCGCGCGAAAUAAGUCGGAAGAACUCCUUCGACUUGGCUCAGAGUUGGGUCGGAAAGAUUACGAUGAGGAUGCUAUCGGUCGUGCAGGACCUGCUGCAACAACCAGCCUCCUCUCUGAUGAAUCUGGCUGCACGUCUAGGAGUGGAAUAACAAGGCCAGAUUUGGCGCGAUCUCGAUCCGGAUCCCAAGGCGGUAGCAGGGAUCGAUAUGGCAAAGGUGGCAGCCCCUGCCACCAUGAGGACACUGCAUCUCGUUACAAGAAUAAAAGCAACCAGGAAGGACACGAUAAUGUGGAACUUCAAAGAUGCAGUCAACAAUACUUCGAUGCCCGCAAUGCUCCAUUAGCGCUAGUAAGUGGAGGUCAGCAGCACCUCCAUGGGCCGAAAACCAGUGAUUGUGCUGAGCAUUUGUUUGACAAAGGUCGCUCGAUGGCAACAAGUUUCCUUAGCUUGAACGUUCCUGCCCCACGCCAAUUGCUGGGGUCUGAACUUGAAGAUUCUUACACAUUGCUGAGCGAUUCCAACCUCGAUGGAGCCUUCACAUCUCGUCAAACACAUCAAAGCGACGAUUUGGAGAAUCAAGACGACGAAGCUUUUCGUUUGGCAAUGUCAGCCAUGCGAUUAUACGAAGAAGAACGCGGUCCCAACCUGCAAGUCACAGAAAAAACGCGACAGGUUGCACUGACCAAAAUGAUGAAAGUGUAUGCGCGUGAAAUUAAGCGCAGUCAUAGCGACGAUUCCGUGCCAUAUAGAGACACUAUCUCUGACACUCGUCAUCUGAAUCAUAACGUCGGGAUUUUGCCACUGUUGCGACAAACAGUUUGUGAUGAUCGCAUACCGUCAUUUUAUGGCUCGCCUUUGCCAGUAUUCAGCCAUGAUGAUAUGAUUCCUGCUCGCCGACGCCAUCGACGCGCACCCUCUGCAAAACGCAGCCGAGGCGUAUAUCGCAGAAAUUUUCGAAAGGAUACGUACGCUCCGACGUUUAUGACAAAGCAGAAGACAAGUGAGGACACAUACGAGUACCGAGACCUGUCUGAUCUCACUACAAGUGCUUUCCAAGCCUUCCAUAUUAAUCCUCCAGGAUCAAAACAUGCUUCGAAGAUGACGAUUGAUGCGAUUGAGAGUUUCGAGGAUACGGACAGCAGCAGAAAUGGAUAUCGACAAGAUGCGGAUCAUGUUCAGCCUUCUGUGCAAGUUCAGCGGAGCAGUGCCAGCAAUACGCACGUGCAGUCUAAGUCUGACACGAAUGGGGGUAUUGUAGGUGCAGCUUGCGCUGUUGAAGACAGUAUUGAGAGUCACGAGGGGUCCAAGAUGGCGUGGCGUCAAAAUUCCAUGUACGGAGUGGCCGACUUGGACACCUUCAGUGAUAUGGAUCUCGCUGACCUUCCGCACUUGAUGCGCAAGGACGAUGUUGAUACUGCCGCACAAAGCUCGUUUGCAGACCUCCAAGACUGGACGGGGUGUGAUGCACAUGACACGUAUAAUGAAGGCGUUGAGUACGUUCCAGAGACUUGCUUGAGUGAUUUGCUGUCGUCACUGCAGUUGGAGGGCAUCCAACAUGUGGAUGAUGACGAUAGCGAAAGCCAAUCUUCCGACGCUUCUUCUCAUAUUGACUGGCAAAGUUCACUGCAAAACAAGUAUCCAGACGAGCAAGAAAGACAUGAAAGGCACUCGGAGUCAUCGUUUGUCCGUGCGUACUCUAUUGCGCAAAAGAUCGAAGUGGAAUACCUGGCUGAGUCUGAGUCGUUUUCCGAUCUCACCAUGGAAUUGUCAGAGAGUAUGGUGACCCAAAACGAUGAACAACCACAGCGUCAUUAUGGUAAGGCUCCUCCUAUGUUGGAACUCUUGUCGGAGUACUGUGACAGCGAACAUUCGUCUUUGCCGUCUCCUUUUAAGUUUGAGGAAUCCCAGCUGGACCUGGAACCCGAAUACCUGAAGGCCAUUGAAAAUGCAAACAACCAGCAACCUGUUCCGGUAGAAGGAGGAAGAUGA
Peronospora farinosa is the source of this 3768-nucleotide messenger RNA. The record is from the annotation of a GenBank genome assembly. NCBI's taxonomy places the organism in Eukaryota, Oomycota, Peronosporomycetes, Peronosporales, Peronosporaceae.